CUGUAAGAAAUGAAUGUAACGAACCAAACCAACAGAACUCCCCCCAAGUUCCAGGUUGCUGUGUGGCCAUGGCUUCCAUGGCUCAAUUUUGUUACAUUAUUGGCCCCUCAAACCUUAGACAAAAGUACAGUAGUUUCAGAUUUUGCUUCCAAAACCCCGUUUAUAGAAAGAAUGCACCGUCUAAUAUACGUACAAGAUUUCAUGCAAAGCCAUCAUCAGUCUCAGUCUCCUCUUCCAUCGUUUGUUCAGCUGCUAAUAAGCCUUCUUCCUCCUCACAAGUUAGUUCUGCAGCCAAGAUAAGGAGUGAAGUUCUAUCUCCCUUUCGGUCUGUGCGUAUGUUCUUUUACCUCACAUUCAUUGCGAGUGGUUCCUUGGGAGGAUUAAUAGCCACCACGCAGUUAAUUUCUUCUCUAACCAAUCCUGCAAGAUCAUCCGAAGUUCCCGAUAUUUUAACAGGUCUUGGCAUAGACAUUGGAGCAGUAUCUAUCUUUGCGUUUCUGUAUUUCAGGGAGAACACUGCUAAGAAUGCGCAACUAGCCAGACUCUCGAGAGAAGAAAGCCUUUCCAAUCUUAAGCUCCGAGUGAAUCAAAAUAAGAUCAUUUCGGUUAGCAGUUUGAGAGGAAUUGCUCGUCUUGUAAUAUGUUCUGGCCCUGCAUCGUUUAUCCUAGAGUCAUUUAAACUUAGUGAACCAUUCACUGAGAGCCUUCUCGAAAGAGGAGUGCUGGUGGUUCCUUUCGCUACAGAUGGAAACUCACCUAGUCUCGACUUCGAUGAGAGUGAAGACAUGAAAGAGAUCACUGAGAAAAGAAAGAGGCUUUGGCAACUGGCCCCGGUUUAUGUUUCUGAGUGGACUGAGUGGUUGGAUGAACAAAAGAAACUGGCUGGCAUUUCCCCUGAAUCUCCUGUUUAUUUAUCUCUGCGCUUGGAUGGUCGUGUGCGUGGAAGUGGUGUUGGUUUCCCUCCUUGGAAUGCUCUUGUUGCUCAGUUGCCACCGGUAAAGGGGCUAUGGUCAGGUCUUCUUGAUGGAAUGGAUGGAAGAGUUCUUUGAAGGAAGAGUAUUCGGGUUUAUUUUCUUGUUUAGAAAUGAAGUUUUCAUCUACAAGGAAUGAGAUGGUGAAACAAUGCCAGGGUAAGGGAAUAUAAGAAGGGGAUAUUAUGGAUUCUUGUUCCUAAAACAAUGAAAUAUUGUGUAGUAUAAUCUGAAUGUUAUCAUUUUUGCCUCCUUUAAUUACUGAGUUUUGUUGUAAUAACGCCUAUCAUCACCAGGACCGGUUUUCUUCUUGUAAAACUAUGCAAAACAGAAGGAAACAAGAGGUUAUGUAUUUCUGAA
Messenger RNA from Gossypium raimondii (Peruvian cotton), 1331 nucleotides. Its product is annotated as protein LOW PSII ACCUMULATION 1, chloroplastic. Lineage: Eukaryota; Viridiplantae; Streptophyta; Magnoliopsida; Malvales; Malvaceae. The record is from RefSeq and is a predicted model, not a curated record. Bases 69 to 1049 code for a protein of 326 amino acids. The transcript is spliced from 5 exons.